UAUGGUAACAGGCCAGAGUAUUACAUGCAUGCCAGAGAUGAAAUGGAUAUUCAGGCAUUGAAAGAAGGCCAUGACACUGGAAAAUCCCCUAAAAGGACAAAAAUGAAGCACUUUCAGUCCAAUGAUGGAAACAAGAAAGAAGUUGUAGCAAGAUCCGCAAAACCUGCCGAAACUCGUACACAGAUCCGAGAAAUGCUAACGAGCGGAAAUCUAGAAGCACUUGAAGAGCUGGUGCUCCAAGGACACGGGGAUAAGCUCUUGGGAGAAUCUUCUAAUAAUAAUCUUGUUAGAGACUUUAUCAGAAUGGUUCCUAUUUACAUGGAACGAAUUUACGAAAUCCACCGAGCCGUAGCCAGAGGUCGUCUUCGAGAUGUGCAAACACUAUUAGACAGAAAGAAACUUGCACUGGCUCGCGAUCCUUUGGGAGCAACACCUCUUCACAAAGCUGUCAUGUAUGGACAUAAUGACGUUGCGGAAUACAUUACGUUAAACUUCCCACUAGCCAAAGACACCAAAGAUUUGGAUGGUCGAACACCUCUUCACUACGCAGCAGCUCUAAAAGACAACCAUGAAUUAUACAAUAUGCUCAUUUCCUUGGGUGCCAAUCCUUUAGUUUUAGACUACCGUGGAAAGACCGCAGAGUAUUACUUACAAUUUCCAGAGCAUUUGCACUUAGAACAGAUGAUCAAGCAGAGUCAAAGGUUGAACGCUAACUAUAUGGCCAAUCAUGCUAAUCGAAUGAAAGCAGUGUCCCCUAAACGAAAAUCACCCUAUCCAACAAGAGCGACGCUAGCAUUGGAUUUUAAUGCAAAUAUCCGCUCAAUGAAUGGAGAACUGAGUGAUGAAACUGAAGACCUAGAACCUCAAAAGAAUGGUCAUGUGACGUUCAAAAUGCCCAAAAAAACUCUCUUCAGAAGUCAACCACUGCUACCACCACCUAAAUUAAAAAGAUUAGAAAUUAAUUCUGCUAAUAUUAAGCGAUGGAUAAGAGAAGAAGAUCUCGAGAAGUUGGAAGGAGCUGUUUUAGAAGGUUACGGAGAAAAAGUGGCUUCUCAGAAGAGUGACAAUGCUAAAUUACAAGAAUACAUCAACGACCAAGUUCCACUUCUUGUCAAGAAAAUAGAAGCUAUUCAUAGUGCAAUUUCCAAUGACGACUUGAAUGAACUGCAAGCUCAGCUGCAUGAAACAGAUCACAUGGUUCUUGCAAAAGACCACUUCGGAAUGGCUCCCAUUCAUAGAGCAGUGCUCAUGAAUAAGCAGAAACGCUUGCAUUUUCUAAUUGACAGAUUUCCUGAGACAGUAAAUGCGAGGGAUAAGGAGGGGCGCACUGCUCUUCAUUAUGCAGCUGCCAUGUCCAGGGAGCCAGGAGCUUCAAAUUACUUCAAAAUUCUGUUAGAAGCUGGAGCUGACCCAAGGAUACGAGAUAACCAAGGUAGAUCACCUGAGUAUUACAGAACCCACCACGUGCCAAUUCCUCAUAAAUUAAAUCUUCAUCAAAAGAUGUCGAAGAAGCUUCGGAGUAAGUCAGAACCUCCGCUCCAAAAUAGAGUAAAAAAACUGCCAGGAAUCAACGGCGUAGGAUCUUUGCCUCAGGUAACAAUGGAUAAAAUAAACCAGUGGUUACAAAAUGGGGACUUGGAACAUAUAAAAGAAUUCGCAAUGGACGGGUAUGGCCAACAUCUCGUUGGCAAAACAUCCUGGAGUGAAGAUGUCAGACAGUAUCUUAAAUCACUACCAUUGUUUUUGAUGACCUUAGGGUCAGCAUUUCAUGCUGUGGAAAGAGGUGACGUAGAAUCUUUAGACAAGCUUAUAGAAAGUGAUGAAAAUCUACUAAGGUCAAAAAAUACAGAUGGUUCUACUCUCAUGCAUCACGCAGUACUACAUGACCAGCUGGACGUGCUCAAUUAUUUCUUACAUAAAUACCCAACAUUAGUGAACAUUAAAGAUAGGAAUGGACGGACACCACUACAUGUUGCUGGCCAGCAAAAGAAUCAAUACGUGUACACCAUAUUAACUGCUGCAGGAGCGGAUCCCAUGAUCCUUGAUCAAAAAGGAAGAUCUGCUGAAUAUUAUUAUACUUCUUCCAUCAAACCAACCAAACCGCAAAUUUCACCUUCGUCUUCAACUCCAGAAGAUAGUUCAAGAAAUGAAAAAAUAUCUUCGUCACCAGAAGAAAAUAAGAAAGAUGAGGAAGGUAAUGAAGCUGAACGACAACCAAAGGAUCCGAAAAACUCUAAAAGUUCCGAUAAGGAGGAGGAAGGUGAUACAAAGACAGGAGAAGCUAAAACAGCAGAAAAUGAAGAAAAAAAGGAAGCCGAGGGUUCUGCAACAGCGACAGCUGAAACAGCAAAGACGCCAGUACCAGAGCGUAAAUCAACAGAUCCAGAGCAGGAAGAUAAGCAAGGACAUGAUGACAAAGAAAAUAAUUCAGAAAAAGAGGAAGGAAAAGGAACUGAAACCGAAGAAGAAAAGCCAGAAGAAACGAAAGAAACAAAAAAAGAGGAACCAAAAGAAGAAAAACAGGAGAAUAAGGAAAAUGCUCCCUCCAGAGAACCUGAAGCAUCUGUUAGCAGUUCAGGUGACCGUCUCAAUGAGUUGAUAGAUGUCUGGAUCCGGGAUAGAGACUUGCUCAGAUUAGAACAUGUUGUUAUCGCCGGACAAGGAGAAAGACUCAUUGGGCGUUCUUCUGAUGAUCGACAAGUACAAGAAUUUUUAGACUUGGUGCCCACGUAUAUGGCUCGGAUUCGAGGUGUACAUGAUGCUGUUGUCCGAGGAAAUUUAGGAGAAGUAGAAUCAGUGUUGACGCGAAAGAGGUUCGCCCUGAGCAGAGAUCACCUUGGUGCUAGCCCGUUGCAUCUGGCUGUGCUUCACGGGCACACAGACAUCGUCAAAUAUAUCAUUGACAAUUUUCCGGAAGCCUUAGACGGACCAGAUAACGAGGGAAGAACACCAUUGCACUAUGCAGCUGUUAUGAGGGAUGGUGGCAGCUAUUACCGCAUCUUACUCAUGGCCGGGGCAGAUGAAGCUGUUAAAGACAAGGCAGGACAUACGCCUGAUUACUAUUUAACACAUCCGGGAGUUUUGACCAUUCGAGAUCUUCUAGAAGGCUAUCGGAUUAAGGAUCCUCAAAACAGAAGGCCUUCCCAAGUCAACAUAUGGCAACGUCCUCCAACGGAUGAUGCUGAUAAACCUAGCUACUUCUUCGAUGAAGAGGAUUAUGACUCUCUCUUUGACGAGCCAGAACCUGGAAAUACACCUCAGUAUUCAGAUUCUACAACGACUACAGAACCGAGUCAAGACGACGCAAAAGAUCAAAAACCAGUUCAAAUGACGUCCAUCUAUCCUAUCUUAUUUGAUCGCCAAAACAGAGAUAGCCGCUACUUAGCCACGGUUCUAGGGGACGCUCUUAUCAAAGGUCUUACCCAAGUCGCUGCAAGGCGACCAAGAGACCCUAUAGGAUAUCUGGCAACAUACCUUUACCAGUAUGCAGCGAGGAAAAGUGGAAGCAGACUCUCAUCUAAAGAGGAAGAGACGGCUGACGACUCUGGUGAAACAGAAGGUAAUUCUUCUCCAGUAAAAGCUCAAACAUCAAAUGAAACAAAUGAAACCGAAAAACAAAGGUAUUCAUGAAAAACCCAUACUGUUAAACGAAGAAUA
This is a messenger RNA of Stegodyphus dumicola, 3657 nucleotides long. RefSeq lists its product as uncharacterized. The record is from RefSeq and is a predicted model, not a curated record. NCBI's taxonomy places the organism in Eukaryota, Metazoa, Arthropoda, Arachnida, Araneae, Eresidae. Gene Ontology annotation, molecular function: protein binding.